GGAGAGUGCCGCGGCGCGGGCCGCGGUGCGCGCGCGGCCUUGUGCACCGAGUUUGCGGCGAGCUCUGCCCUGGGUCCUCUGGGAAUCCCGGCGGUCCACAGACUCCGAGUGCUGGCAAAGUGAACAGAGUAUCCGCAUCCUUAUUACAAAAGGCACCUGCGUUGGGAAAUUAGACUGUAACAAUUCACCAUGGCUUAUGGCUUGCCAAGGAAGAACUCAGUGAAAACCAUUCUGCGGGGCAGUUAUCAAGUAGAGCAACCGUGGGAUCUUGCACAGCUUACAGAGAUCUGGUACACCAACCUGGCCAAAAUCAAGUUCCCAUUCUUGCAAGAAAUUACAUUUGGUAGUCCUGUACACCUCAAAAGGUGUAAAAUCAGAAAGGAUGGUCUGCUUCCUACUGCAGAAGACAUCAAACUGGAAAGGGAAAGUGAAGUGAAACAUCUGAAUAAUCUGAAACAUCAGGAAAAUAUAGCUGAGGAAAUUCAAUUUGCCCUAAGGGGAAAGCAAGGUGGUUUGAGAAGACCUCUUCCCCCUAAGUGACAGUCUCCUCAGAAUCCAGUCUGUGCUCUGUGCCUUCCAGUCUGGAGGGAUGAAGGUCUGCAGCCUGUCUCUGUGUGAGUUUCCCUGCAGGCAUGUGAAUGCUGCUGGGGGAUGAGCCAGCUCCAAUGGCUGAGUGGACAGCUCUGACAGGCCUUCUGGUCCCUGCCACCCACCUGUUCCAUUGUGUCACAAGCAAU
Molecule: messenger RNA, 737 nt
Organism: Phyllostomus hastatus (greater spear-nosed bat)
Lineage: Eukaryota; Metazoa; Chordata; Mammalia; Chiroptera; Phyllostomidae
Gene: CUNH4orf36
Product: chromosome unknown C4orf36 homolog
Exons: 4
Coding region: 190-540 (116 amino acids)
Source: RefSeq, a predicted model, not a curated record